AUGAUUUUGUUUUUAUUUCAGGACGUCACAAUAUGGCUGUCAGUGCUACUAGCAGUUAUCACAUUAGGAACACCAGUAUCAUCAAGCGAGCCUCGCGUGGUGUGCUACUACACAAAUUGGUCGGUAUACAGACCCGGCACAGCGCGCUUUAACCCGCAGAACAUCAAUCCAUAUCUAUGCACGCAUCUUAUUUAUGCAUUUGGAGGUUUCACCAAAGAUAAUUCGCUGAAGCCUUUUGAUAAAUAUCAGGAUAUUGAAAAAGGUGGUUAUGCGAAGUUUACUGGACUGAAGACAUACAACAAAAACUUGAAGACACUGCUGGCGAUUGGUGGUUGGAACGAGGGGUCCACUAGGUUCUCCUCUAUGGUCGCGUCGCGGGAAAGAAGAAAGGAGUUCGUCAGGAAUGCAAUCAAGUUUCUCAGACAAAAUCGCUUCGAUGGUCUGGACCUCGACUGGGAAUACCCUGCCUUCCGUGACGGAGGAAAGCCAAAGGAUAAGGAGCACUACGCUAGGUUCGUUAAGGAGUUAAGAGAGGAGUUCGAAACUGAAUCAGAGAAAACUGGCAAGCCAAGACUUCUCCUUACCAUGGCUGUACCUGCUGGAAUUGAGUACAUACAAAAAGGAUUCGACGUUAAGACUUUAAACAAGUAUCUGGAUUGGAUGAACUUGUUGACUUACGAUUACCACUCCGCAUUUGAGCCAGCAGUCAACCAUCACGCACCACUCUAUGCGAACGAGGAGCCCAAUGAAUAUAGUGUCGAUAGCGAACUUAAUAUUGAUUACACCAUCAAGUUUUACCUCGAACAAGGAGCUGAUGCCGAUAAACUGGUGCUCGGUAUACCAACCUACGGUCGAUCGUACACACUGUUUAACCCAGAUGCGGUCGAGCUUGGCUCCCCCGCUGAUGGGCCUGGAGAACAAGGAGACGCUACCAGGGAGAAGGGCCCUGGUUCGGAUGAAGACUCCGAAGAGUACGAAGACGAAAAGGAACAGCCUUGGACAGUGAUGUAUCCCAACGCUGCAGCCAUGGGUCCGGUCGCGUACAGAGGCAACCAGUGGGUCGGGUAUGAUGACGAAGAUAUUGUUAGGAAGAAGGCUGAAUACGUUGUUGAUCAUAAACUUGGAGGUAUAAUGUUCUGGUCUAUCGACAACGACGAUUUCCGUGGCACGUGUCAUGGCAAGCCGUACCCGCUUAUUGAAGCUGCAAAGGCGUCUUACUACGCUAAGCUUGGGUCCACUAUCAACACAGUUGCCCAGAGUACCCUGUCGACUCCGGCCCGACCAAGUGCCAAGAGGAAACAGCGACCGAGAAUAACCAGUACCACAACGACCACCACCACUUCCACCACUACAACUACCACGCCCAGACCUUCGGCCAGACCCUCGCCCAAACCGAGUGCCAAUACAUAUAACUUCCGAGUGACAAGCACUACUCCAGUAUGGACCUUCAACACUCCAGAGCCACCCACCACGCCAGAUCCAGGAUCAGAUUUCAAAUGCGUCGAUGAAGGUUUCUUCCCUCAUCCACGUGAUUGUAAGAAGUAUUUCUGGUGUUUGGACUCUGGACCCUCAAAUCUUGGCAUCGUGGCCCAUCAGUUCACCUGUCCUUCUGGUCUUUACUUUAACAAAGCGGCAGAUUCCUGUGACUUUUCCCGGAACGUGCUCUGCAAAAUCACAACUCCAACCACCAAGGCACCGACUGCUGCGCCUGCGCCUGCACCAUCUACGACCACAACGACGACUGCUAGGACAACCAUAACCACUAGGAAGGCGUUCCUUAGUACUAAGAACUCUGUACUGUUCAGGACUACUUCUUCAAGUACUACUACCACUCCCAAACCAAAGGUUGAAGAGUAUGAUGAGGAAGUGAUAUCUGACGAAGACGCCGAAGACCCUAAAGUUAUCAAGGAGCUUAUCGACCUGAUCAAGAAAGUCGGAGGUAUUGAACAACUUGAGAAGCAGCUCCAUAGAAGUGAAUCGUCUUCAUCGGUGACCGAUGGCGUGAUAACCACUACACCGUCUAGCUUCAACAAGAAAUUGUACCAGAAAGUGCUGGACAGGACACGAGGACAGAACAAAUUUACUGGCAAAAACAAUAAUGCAAUUGAACCAUUAACACAAAAUGUACAAAAUAGUCGGCGUGGACCUCAGAACGCCGGCUUGGAGCCGUCUAAUGAAAGGGACACCCCCUUGAGAAAAGAUCGUCCCCAGUACGUCACUAUCAACCGUCAACGAGGUUCCACCAGCACGACUGCAGCUCCUGCAGACAGCGAUGAAGAUUACGAAGAAGUGGAAGACGACAAAGGAGAUCAAAGUGUUAAAGUUCAACCCUUGGAGGAAAGAAAAAAUGUAGCAACUACGGCUAAGGCACUGCAAUAUGUCAACAUUAGGAGAGGCCGGCCAAAUACCUUGAGCCCCUCUGAUACCGCCGAUGAUACUGCCUCAAGAAAUGCACUAUUCGAACGACAAACCUCAGUUUCUGCCAUAUCCGAAACAGCAAACAUUGUAGACGCGGUGUCUUCACGACGAGAAGUAAAACCAGAGUACGUCACUAUCCGCAGACAACGACCUACCACGGAGGAAACUACUACUCAACAAUACCAACAGUAUGAAGAAGAAGAAGAUACACAAACGACACUACUAGAAAGAGAAAUAUCGACGCAGCUAAAAUACAAUACCAUCGUGCGAAGUCAAACCACCCUACCCCCCGAAGAGCCUAGCACACGCCCCCCUCUCUUCAAAAUAUAUACUCUUCAAACCGAUACACCCUCAACCCCUGAAUCGACACCUAUGCUAGCAGUCCAAAUAGCUUCUUUACUUCAUUCCUUAAAUUCCUCUGGUAUAGAAGAUUCUGAUAUUGAAACUGAAGCUCCAGUUGCUGAAACAGAUGAGCCUACUACCAUUAGUACAACCACAUCGACAGCUACAACCACAACUACUGGAGCUCCACCCCUUAGACGUACGACUGCCACUAGACGUCGAGGCGUCACCAUUAAGACUACACCAGUGCCGUCAAGUACCACACAGGUGAGUCCCAGGAAUUAUACUAUAGUGCGACGUCGGCGACCUUUACGCGGACCAAAUGAAAUUACUUCGGGUUCAGACGAUAGCAAUGAUUCAUCUCGUAAAAUAAGAUCUACUACCCCAGAUAGCCGAGAAAUAAGUGGUGUAAACGAAACAGUACCCAGAAGAUUCCGUGAUAGAUUUCAAGGAACACGAUUUAGAGUUGACGAUUCUAUUCCAGCUGCAGCAUCGCCUAUUUUAAGUGGACAGCUUAGUUCAAAUGACGAUGAAGAAGUUUCCGUACAAGUUGAUCCAAAAUUUGUACCCAGACAAAGGUUUAAUUUACGAACUGAUAGGCGUUUUCCUAGACCAUCUACCUCAUCUGGCGUUGAUUCUGACACAGUUCCCGAUAGUGACGUAUCAGCUGCUACUGUGGAAGCGAGAAGACCGGGUCUUGUAACAAGAGGACGUAAUAGAUUUACGCUGAGCUCUACCACUGAGGCUACGUUUCGAUCAACUAUUGCAGCAACCUUAACUCCACGCCGACCGACAUUUGGUAGAUUCUCUCCUAGGCCUUUUACGAGACCUCCACCUUCACCUGCCGAUAUAAACGAAGAUGUCACUAUAGAAGCAGUUACUCAAAGGAGUACAUUGCGUUUGCCUCUAAGUAGAACUAGACCUGCGCCAGCAGUUGUUGGUAGAAAGCUACCUUUUCCAUCCCGUCAAUCGACUACUCAACAAGUGUUGCUGAAUUCAGAUAAUGAUGAUGAUGAGCUAGAAACCAGAGCUGACGAUAUUUUACUUUCCGAAAGUGCUAGAGAAGAAAAGGAACAUAAUGAAUCUGAACCUGACGUAGGCGAAGAGUUACCAAAGCGGAGAGUUGUCAUCAAAAAACUGAGACCCACAACUAGCACCCCGCCAAAUGUAGUUAUAGCGACUGAAAUUGUACCUAUUGAUACAGACAAUGCUGAUACUGGUAAAAGAAGAUUCAGGGUAAUUCGCCGACGACCUACUUCCAGUACGACUACUGAAGAACCAUUUGUUUCCGCUGCACCCCCAACUGGACCUGGUCUCCAACGUAUUCGUAAGGUUAUCAGGAAAAAACUACGUCCUACUGAAAUCGAACCAGUAAUUACUGUAAAGACUUCAGAUUCACUCAACAUAUUCAAAAGCUCAAACACCGAAGUGUUUAACUAUGGAGAAAAGACUAAACCUCCUCUCACAACCACUUUAACUGAAGCUGAAACUGAGCCAGUUAUAGAAGAAGUAACCGAAUUUUACAAAGAAGAGAAAAAGGUAGUAACCACAACAGUUGCACAAAAUAUAGAAGAUGAUACAGAAGUAGUUACUCAAGAACCAGAGAUAGAAAAAAUCAUAGAAAGAAUUAAGGAAGAACAAGUACCUAAUAUUGCUGUAGAAACUACAACGAUCACCAAUAAUAACACUGACUCGAAUCAAUCUACGGUCGAAACAUCGGAAAACAUUGAAGUCAAAGCUGACGUUGUUACAGUCGAUAUAUCUAAUAAUGAACAAACUAUAGACGUAGGAACUAAGCCUGUAGAAGAAAUAAAAAAUGUUACUAGUGCAAAUGACGAAAAAAAUAAUGAUGAAUCAAAGCCGGAAAUUAAAAUAGAAAAUAAAGUUGAAGUGGCUAUAGCAACCGAUGAACAAGGAAUUGAUAUUUCGGAUGAUAAAGAAACUGACACGGAAUCAUUGGUUACGGAGACGACCAUCCCUGAAACUACAACUACCAGUACUACAGUAUCGACUACGACUACUAGAAGUAGGUUACCUUAUAGACCUCGUAAAAAGUUAUUUACACCGUCCACGGAAUCAUCUUUACCAUCAACAAGCAAGACUUUCAGUAGAAAAUAUAACCCAGGAGUCUAUACAAGUCCCGCAACAGUAGAUAGACCUCAAUUCAAACCAAGUGGCGCUGUGACAAGAAGACCGUUUUCUUCAAGGAUAUUUACCAGGCGACCAUUUACGACAAAAACCACACAAAAGGUAGAAGAGGACGAAGAAUAUAAUGAUGAAGAAGUUGAAGAACAUGAGCAAGAAAAUCCAUUCGUUUUUGUACCGCCUAACCAGUUGUUUACUAGAAAACCAGAGUCAACUGAGGAAGAUGAUGAAGCUGAUAACUCUGAAGAAUUGUUAGAAGAAGGAGAAGGAGAUGAAAAUUACGAUGAAGAAGAUGAACAAGAUUCACCUAAAUUUCCUCUGACAACAAGGAAGCCUGGAUUCAGACCACGAGUAGUUAACUCAAGUACGUUCAGAACUUCUACUACCACUACAGAACUACCGAAACCAAUUGCAACAUCUCAAAAUAGAACUGGCAUCAUAACUAGAUUUGGAAGUAAUAAACCAGUUACAGACAAAAAGCGGGUACAGAAUAUCCCAUCAGGGUAUAAUAAUCCUGUAAAUGCUGUCAAACCUAAGGGCGGUAUAUUCCUUGUUAAUAAAACUGAAAGUACAAUACUUCAAAACUCUGCAAAAGGAACCACAACAGGAGCUUCUGUCACUGAAAAUGAAUCGUCUACUGCAGAUGACGAUUAUUUAACAGCAACAUUAACAACUAUAACAGAUGAAAAGGAAACUACAGUCUCCUCUGAUAUAUCUACUAUUAACUCUAUUGGUACAGAAACAGUAACCGAUGAAAUGGAAAUCGAUGACAAUACAGAUGAUUACUUAGAAUUUUCUGAACGUACAACUAAUUAUCCGACCACACAAGAUAUGACAACCUUUACACAAACUGAACCUCAAUUCAAGACAACACUCAUAUAUAAUACAGUAACAAAUACGAUACCAAAUACAGAAGCAGCAGUAGAGCAAGAUAGCACAUUUAUUACUACUACAGCAGCACCUCUGGCAACCCCCGUAGUUAAAACUCAGUUUAAUAAACUUUUCUCCAUUAGUAGAGUAGUUGAAGUUAAUUCAAAGCUAGACAAACAUCACUUGAAAAAUAAUCAAACUACACUAAUAGAAGAAGGUCAAAUUAUGGUCGAAAAGAAACCGGUGGUUGAUAAAAUUGGUGAAGUUAGUAGGUAUAGUCUCAUUAAGAUAGUUGAGGACGAAAUUCCAAUAUAUUUGACAAAGUUUGGCCAUAUCUAUCCUGUAGAACAUCCGCCAGAUAAUAUCAUUCGUAUUGAUGAGGCAAGAAAUGCUAGAACCUUAAAUGGAAAUGCACAUGAUGUACCGAAGGAAAAUCUUGUCGCAUCAGAAAGUGUUAAUGAAGGUUACAGACACAUUAAAGAUGUAAGCGACUCAAAAGAUCAAGAACAGAAAACGCACAUAGUACAUGUGCCAAAUGACCAGUUUUUGUCUUACGUAAAUGAUGAUAAUAAAAACAUUAAAGAUUGGGGUAAUCCAACACUUGAUCAAUGGCAAUUUGUUCCGGCAGCGUAUGAAAAUGAAAAGGUGAAGGCAGCAAAAAACUUUGAGAUUAUAACCCCUCGAACUAUGAACACAAACCCGUCAACAUUAUCUUUAGAGGGAUUAUUCAAAACAGACAGCCCUGAAAUAAAUAAAAAAGCAAGUAAUGAACAAAACAAAUCUUUUUUCGUCUACUCACCAUCUACGAUAAACCCAAAAGAAAAUAUAGGUAAACUACCCGUUUUACAACCUGCUAAUGGUCCUACCAUAAUCACUUUUACAAAAGGACAAGAAUUAAGUAGAGCUUCAGUAACAAAAGAGAUUACACAGAAGGAUCUCUCGAAUGGGCCCAUUUAUACUGGAAAUUAUAUAAGUUCUACACUGUCGACUCCUUUGACUACAUUUUUUGAUAUUUCUCCGAUAACAAUUACAGUUACUGAAAAAGCAACCAGUCCAAUUUUAGACUUACUAACUACAACAGUAUCAACAAAUGAUGUUACUACAAUAACAACAGAAUCUCCUAUAACAAUAGAAACAACUGUAGAUGAUACAACAACGACCAAAAUAUCGCCGCUUGAUACAAAGCGAGCCAAAUUUCCAUUUGCAAGGCGACCGAUUAUUAAAUCAUCUAACUUUACACGACCAAGCAUUGCUCCAAGAACUGCAAAGAAAAUAAAUGCUACAGUUAUAUCAAAUCUGAGUCAAAAAACAAAUAAAACCUCAUUUAGUCCUUCAAAAUCACGUUUUUCAGCAACCAGGGCACAAAAUGUACCAGUUGAUUUAAAGAGAAAGAGUAGCUCCUCUAAAGUGGUACCCAGAACUUUCAGUACAAAUAAAGUAUAUACCAGUGAGACUUUAAGAACAACAGAAAGAAAACUGUAUUUCAAACCAAAUCGACCUAGUGUUAGACCAAGUUUCUUCCCGAGAAAAACAACACCAACUGUCACCACCGGGGACACUUAA
This is a messenger RNA of Arctia plantaginis, 7338 nucleotides long. The record is from the annotation of a GenBank genome assembly. NCBI's taxonomy places the organism in Eukaryota, Metazoa, Arthropoda, Insecta, Lepidoptera, Erebidae.